Molecule: messenger RNA, 873 nt
Organism: Solanum verrucosum
Lineage: Eukaryota; Viridiplantae; Streptophyta; Magnoliopsida; Solanales; Solanaceae
Product: high mobility group B protein 7
Exons: 7
Coding region: 124-657 (177 amino acids)
Source: RefSeq, a predicted model, not a curated record
AUUAUCCUAAACCUUAGGCGCAAGUUAGUUUAAUUUGGGUCCUUAUAAUAGCCAUUAAUGGCGAUUCCAAUUGUCCUGUAGAAUCCAAGUUAAUAAUACUUACAGAAAGAGACCCAGUAUUCAAUGAUGUACCAAGCUAGAACAAGGAAAAGGGUUUUUGGUAUCCAAAUACAUCGUGGUCCUGAUGGCAGUGCUUUUCAAAAAUGUGAAACAUGUGGUAUCUCAGUGGCUAUUGCGUUGGCUGACAUGCAUGAAUGUGAACCCAGAAAGGAUGUAAAGAAAUUGAAAUGCCAACCCAGGAGCAGAAACAUUGUUAAGGAGAAGACCCUUAUUCAUCAACCCAGAUCGGCUUUUCGAAUUUUCAUGGAGGAUUUUGUGAAGAAAAAUAUCGACGAAAAUGAGUUUGAAGUAGAUAACAGAGGUUUUGAGACGUGGAAAAACAUGACACGUAAGGAGAAGUUUUUGUACUUCAUGAAAGCCGAGACAAUUAAUCUUGCACAUGUGAAACUUUUGCACAGAGAGGAGAAUGAUAUGCCAUGGAGGGUGGAUGAUGAGGCAGAUUCAGCUGAUGUUGGCAAGUAUGAUGAGAAUUAUGAAGACUAUGAUUAUUAUGAUUCUGAAUCUUCUUGGGAUUUGAUUGAUUUUGGCCUGAGGUAGACAAGAGCUUUGACACCAGUGAGAGGGAGGGUUUGUUCCCGUGUAAAAUCUUGAGGAUUGAACAUCAUUUUGAUUUUUGAGGUGGUUCCAUGCUUUGGACUAAUGGAACCUUUAUGUCAAUGGCUGGCAUCUGUUUUUGUGCAGAAGCCUUGCCGAUUCCUACCUUAUUGAAGGCAACUCAGGUUGGUUGGCUACUGCGCGUAGUAUUUGUUACUA